GAUCUUUCGCCUACUUCCACUCGCACUUCUCCAUCCAAUCUCCAUCGCUUUCCCUUCUGGUAGUAAGGAAAGAAGGACGGCGGCUGCGGAAGAACUAACGACGAUGGACGCCGGCGACGAGGACGAUGCAAAAGAUCGGGUGUGUCGCAAGGGAGGAUGGGGUCAUUGGAGACAGGGAUAGGAAACCGUCGGCGACAGAGGCGAAGACUCUCUGGUCGCCGCGAUGACGAGUCCAAUGGAGAUAGCGGAUU
Molecule: messenger RNA, 251 nt
Organism: Linum tenue
Lineage: Eukaryota; Viridiplantae; Streptophyta; Magnoliopsida; Malpighiales; Linaceae
Source: the annotation of a GenBank genome assembly